GCGACGUUUGUUUUCAAAGCAGGACAAACUAGCUAGCAGAUUUACUUUUAUUAAAAGACAUUUAUCCUUUGAUAUGUGUUUAUUUGCAUUGUCGUCAACGUACAUUGAGACAUGAAAGUCCACACAACGACGCCAUGGAGUGCCACAUGACACAACCGAGGGGUUAUCUAACGUAAAUUGCCUGGAAUGGAUUUACCUUCUGAAAACAUGUUCGAUAUUUAUAAAGAUGCGAUCUGGAAAGAGCUGGGACCCUUGGACCCCGACUGGUUUGAGACACUGACGUCUCAAGCGUUCACUGAGGACAAUGUCUCUGACCAAGAUGACCUGUGUGGGAACCAAGAGGCAAACUUUAAAACACCCUUUGACAAAACUGCAGUUGACAGUCAGCUGUUGUCAACCCCCAAGGUUUUCAGACACAGUCGAGUUGUGUCACCUGAAACUGAGGAUGAGCAGUCAUUCACUGAAAAAGAAGCUUUGCCAUGGACGACAACCCAAAGUCCGUAUUUGUUCAAGAUGUCAACAGUGGGGAUUCGCGGUGCUAAAUAUGGAGGUUUCCUUCCUCAGAGUCAGGACCGUUUUGAUCUGCUUCUUACCCCACAAAAAUCCCCAGUCACCUAUGACAAGCAAAUAUCUGAAAGUCUCGGAGUACAGCUCCAUCCUGACAUAUCAUGGACCAGUUCUCUGAAUACCCCGACAGCCAUUCCAUCAACCCUCAUUUUGUCUGAAAAUAAUGAGAGUCCCUGUCAAGUGAGGUCUCCGGAGUACAAAAAUGUUGUUUUUGUUCGGAAGCUUUUCCCCUCUCUUUCUAAUGCGUCCAGAGUUGGAAGAGUGUCACCCAAAAACAAUGACGUAACCGCCUUCCCCCAAGGUGACAUUUCCCCUGAGGUGCAUCAGAAUCCAGAGUCCCAUGACCCCGGGAACCCCCCGGGUUCACCCAAUCAGAGUGACCUGGGUUGGAAACAGACACUUCCAGACGCCAUCGAGGAUGGAGAAAUUCGCAAAACAGUUGCAAGUGUUCUUGAGGGAGCUGAAAAUGUUCUCUCUAUAUUUUUCACCAACAGUAGCUCUGCACUGAGGAAAGUCAAAACUGAACAAAUCAAAAGAAAGCAUAUCACUCCAACCAUAGACGAUGGCUGCAUCUCCUCGGACUUCUCAUCCACAAGCAAUGCUGCAACCUGUGAACAGGGAACCGCUGAUAAGGAACCUGAUAGACCCCCCUCACCCCCACUGGUGAAAACUGUGGAUAGUGGAAUCACACAGUGGUCUCCGUUGAGUUUAUCUGAUCUCCCACCUUGUACUCUGUGUACUUCUUUCCACUGUGUGGAAAACAAUGUUUCAACAGAACAACUUCAGCGUGACUCGGACUCUGGCCAGCUUGUAGUGAGGACACCUUUGAAAUACACAGAUACUGCAUUUACCAAGAAAAAGAGAAAAUUCGUGUACACCGUUGAGACUCCCAAACUGCAAGUUCCAGGCAAAGAAAAGCGGUGUCAGAGGAUGGACCCAUCCCCAGCAGCUCCAGAUCCUGGACAAGAAGUUAAUGUGACGCGGUCAAAAGCCCCAGACGAAGCACACUUUCGCAGCAUCGGGAUGAACCAGAUGCCAAAACAGGGAAGUCUUGUCGACCCAACUCCACGUUCUGCUGUACGAGCGAAAGUCAACGAUCCUGACACGUCACAGCUCUGCAAAGAGUUUGUACAAGAUUUCAGCCAAAUGUCAGACCACUGUCAACUGAGUAAGGUACAAGGGGAUACACCUGGAACCAGCUUCUCUCCAUCUGCUUGUCUGUCUGCACUGAAGCGAGCUAAGCAGAAAACAAUGCAUGCAAACCCUCGCCAUGACCUCGGCGGCGGCGGUGACACUCAUCACAAUAACCCUAUCAAUGACCGCACAAUAGGUGACAGUGGAUUCCAGUCUGCUGUUGCAGAUGGCGCUCAUGGGAGUGCUCCAUCAUUCGCCCUUCCCAGCCCGGAGAUCCGUGGUCUGCAGUGGGCCGAUGAACAAAGGACCCCUCCUGUCGCAUCCAGAAAGAUAGCGAACGGAGAAGUCCAUUCUGAUGGUGUUUUACAAGCAGCGGAAACCGAUGCCAAGCGGUCAAUCAGGGAGAGUCAGUCCCCGGGUCCUGGCAGGAAGAGGGAGCUGCACAUGGAGAGCACAUCAGCACGACGACCCAGCACUGCAAAAGAAGCUGUUGAAAACAAUGAUUGCAGCUCACGUAACGGUCACGCCGAUGGCCACCUGCCAGAGGAAACCGCUUCUCUUCUUUCCGUCCAUCCAUCUGGAUUCCAAACCGCUUCAAAUAAGAGUAUACGCAUCACUUCAUCCAACCUGGAAAGAGCCAAACGUCUCUUUGAAGAGACCGAAGGGGAAAGACUUUCAGGGGACCAGCCCAUCAAGUGUGCCAGAGACUCUAAGGAGGAAAUGAGCGUGAGACCCGAGGCAGUGAAAAAUCCAACGACUAAGUCGAAUCAGCCACUUUCUUCGGAUGAAGCAAAUAAGAAUACCGGGUGCCAGUUAACCGCUUCCCAGAAAGCUGACGUGACGGCGCUGUGUAUUCUCCUGGAACAAGCAGACACCCAGUUUGAAUUCACACCGUUUAAAACUGAAAAGCCAAAAAUAAGCUGCCACGCCAACGCCACCUCUCCACUAGAAGUUGACAACGAGCUUGACCCAGACUUUCUCUCUGGUAUAGACUUUGAUGACAGUUUUAAUUCAGAAGUUGAAAAGCACCCGGCAGUGACCGUGGUACCUGACGAAAUAAGCUCCAUUUCAGAUGGUAAAACUAGCCGUGAGACAUCUGAGGUCACAAGUAAUUCCACAGGUUUGUUGCAGUCAAACCCAAUGAAAAACGGAAGAAAUCUCUCUCCUGGGGAGGGGUCUACCUCUUCAACGCACUUCUCCGCAGGCAGCUGUAAGGUUAUGUCAGCUGAACCCAAACAUCUUGACGGAGCCGGUGAAAGGAGCAAGCUGCAGAACGAGAAUCCUUUAAUGCCUGGUGCGGGAUUUAAGACGGCGGGGGGAAAUGUUUUGAGACUUUCUAAAGCGUCUCUGGCGAGAGCUAGAGCUCUGUUUGCCGAUUUUGAGGGGCAUCCUGUGACGAGUGAAACGUCCCAGGACAAGCUAAGCAGCGAAACCGGUGCGAAAAGCAGCGUGCAUGAACCCACUGGUAACCUUCUGCAUCGUACAGAGGGCGGUUCUACGUUCACGGAUCGUGGUCACGGCACUGAGGGGAGGGUAAGGGGCUCUCUUUCCAACACGGAGGACUCUGUGUGUUCAGAGGGACAAGUCACAGGCAUUGGAGAUGACGAUUCUGCAAAUCCUUUGGCGAACAGCAAGAUGGACACAACCACAGAGACUUCCCUUUCAGCAGAGGCAAAGCGAGAGGAGGACGCGCUCGGCAGAGACUGCGAUGCUACCGACGGUAACGCCGGCACGUCAGUCAACCGCACGAAGAGCACCGAAGGCUUGUCCGCGCCUGUCCCUCAUGAGGAAACCCCUCCAAAAGGGGAAGUUCAAGGGAUGAAAGUCAACAAAGAGCCAAUUAGUGAGUUGGAAAACGUGAAUGCUGGACCAGCUGCGAGCCAUUCAUUGGUCGUCCAACAUAACGAGGAGAUUGACAAUUUAGGUUUUACUGAGACACCGGCUUUAACAAACGCGUCCUCUCUCCGAGGAAAAACCUGCCGUCAACUUCAAGUUCCAUCGCCCAUAAGUGGGGGGUUUCAGACAGCCAGCGGCAAAGCGGUAGCUAUUUCAUCUGCAGCCCUCAAGAAAGCCAAAUCUCUGUUAAGUGAAUGUGUUGAAGUAGAGGACAAAGUCUUUGUUAAGCCAACCCAUUGUAAGACGCUUCCUGGUCCGACAUCCGGGAAUACUGGGUUUCUCGCAGCCAGCGGGAAGAAAGUGGCGUUUUCCUCUGAGGCGCUCCAGAAGGCCAAAGCUCUCUCCAGCGACAUCAGUUCCACUGCAGAGAUCCCAGCGGCUUCAGAAGCAAAGAACGCUGACGAGACGCUAGCCGAAAAUACCGAGCAAACACAUUGUGCUCUCACAAAUAAAGGCAGCGCUAAAGUCCACGUGUCACAGAGAUCCCCGUUGGAAGCAAAACACCUUUUGACAGAAUUCGAUGAUGGUUCUAUUUCCGCCAGCGCUAUGCGAGAAGCGGAUGCUUUCUUCAAGGACUGUGGCGUGAUGCAUGGUAACGUUCGCCUGUCAGGAAAACAAGAGAAAAGGAAGGCACCGCUGGGCGGAUAUGGCAAUGAAAAUAAAGCCGCUACAAAAUGUAAAGAAGAUCCGAGGUUGGAAAUAAACAGAAUUUCUGUAGAUCUUGGAAGGGGACACGCAGAGUUUGAAAACGUGAACACGGGACUAGAUGAAAAGCAUGAAAAGAUGCUGCAUCCUGACGACGCAGAGACCCAGAAGGGUGUUUUUAAGAAUACGUUGGAGUUUCCCAACGCAGCUGCUCUACAUGGAAACUCAUCUUUGAGGGUGAAGAGCCUUUCUCCACUGGUGUGCACAACAUCAAAGAACGGGAGUCCCUCGGGCAUUAAGGAGUUGAGCAAAGGUGGUGGAUUCUGCACAGCCAGCGGGAAAAACGUCUCCGUGUCUGAUGACGCGAUGACAAAAGCAAGGUCUCUUUUGAAUGAAAGUGCUACAUUUGAGGACACUAUCAAACAACUGAAACAAUUAGAAAACACUACUCCACAACAGAAGGGGGGGUUUCAGACAGCCAGCGGCAAAGCGGUAGCUAUUUCAUCUGCAGCCCUCAAGAAAGCCAAAUCUCUGUUAAGUGAAUGUGUUGAAGUAGAGGACAAAGUCUUUGUUAAGCCAACCCAUUCCAAGAUGCCGCUUCCUGGUCCGACAUCCGGGAAUACUGGGUUUCUCGCAGCCAGCGGGAAGAAAGUGGCGUUUUCCUCUGAGGCGCUCCAGAAGGCCAAAGCUCUCUCCAGCGACAUCAGUUCCACUGCAGAGAUCCCAGCGGCUUCGGAAGCAAAGAACGCUGACGAGACGCUAGCCGAAAAUACUGAGCAAACACAUUGUGCUCUCACAAAUAAAAGCAGCGCUAAAGUCCACGUGUCACAGAGAUCCCCGUUGGAAGCAAUGAAAGUAUUGACAGAUUUUGCUGGUGUUGAAUGUCAUAAUUCAAACUCAUUAAGCCCACAUCCCCUUAAAUCAGAUCUAUGCAAACUGAAAGGUGUGGAAAUAACUUUUAAUCCCCCCACAUCCAGGACCCUGUGUAGUGCCUCUGAAUCCUCUUUGCAAGACAGUGACCUCCAAAGUCCUCCAAAACAAAGUAUCCCUAGGUGCAUUUUUAUCAAAGAGCAGGAACAUUCAUUUAAUGCCAGAGAAGGUAAAAUGACCCCCCAAGUAUUGGGCAGGCUUCAUGACGCCGCUGCAGAGGAUGUGUUGGACUGCGAAAUCAAACCGGCAAGCAGCAGGGAGGGGUCGCAGGUGAAAAGGCCACGGGUGUCUUCAGUUGGGUUAAGUGGGUGCACUGAAACGCAGCAGGAGCUGUUCGCCCAGGAAGCCCUGGACUGCACCAAAGCUUUGUUAGAGGACGAAAGUCUGUUCGGCCAAAGUCUCUCAAUGACUUUGGAAAACGUGCCACUGCAAGAAAACACCAAAUCCAGCUUCAGACCUGCAGAGGAACGACGGAGGCCUGGGAAAAGAUCAAUAGAGGAACCAGAGAUGCCCGGUCAGCCUCCCCUGAAAAGACGAUUACUGGAAGAAUUUGACAGAACUGCUGAUGGUCCAAGAAGUUCAACACUCCAUCCAGAAAAAAGUUGUCCAAAUGGUGUAAUUAAAGACAGAAGGAUUUUCAAGUACAACGUCUCUCUCCACCCCAACAUCACCAGGCCGGGCACAAAUGGGAAAAACUAUGUGGAAACCAGAUUGCAAAAUACAACCCCAACGCAAUGCUCGACCCCGGGAGACCGCAGAUCAGCACAUUCCAAGAAGCCGGCGUUUGUUCCUCCUUUCCUCGCAAAUGCAAAGACGGACAUCGGCAACAACGCAACGCUGAAGGACAACACGAGAACACCUUCUGCAUUCGUUCCUCCUUUCAAAAAACAGAGAGCUGUUGUCCAAGAGAGCUCCUUCAGACCACUGGUGGAGGAGAAGGAGGAUAAACUCCAUCAACUUUUUGUAACACCCUUCAACAGCAACACUUUUACAGCGCCUACUAAAAAAAGCCAAUGCUCUACAGAAACAGCCGGUAACAAAAGCAAAGAAGACAGUGAAACCGUGGCCUUGGCUGACUAUAAGAAUAUUAAAAAGAUGAAUAAUCCAAACCUCCCUGUUGGCUGUGGAUCAGAGGGCACUUCUGCAGAGAGGUCACUUGGGGAGGGCUUGUCUAGAUGCCAAGACACAUUUCAGAAUCUUCCCAAUGUCGAGCUGGCGCGAGAUAUGCAAGACAUGAGGAUCAGGAAAAAGAAGCGGCAGACCAUUCGACCUUUGCCGGGAAGUUUGUUUCUCACCAAAACCUCCGGAGUGACAAGGAUACCGUUAAAGGCUGCAGUCCACGGAAGGCCUCCUGCACGAUACACUCCGCAACAGCUGUACAGACACGGAGUUCAUCCGCAUGUGUGUGAGAUCUCCAGUGACACCGCCGAAUCUUUUCGCUUCGAUUUGAGGCAGUUCGUCAAACGGGAAGCUUUCCUAGACGGAGGUGGUGUUCAGCUCGCUGACGGAGGAUGGCUGAUCCCCAGCAAAGACGGGACUGCGGGGAAAGAAGAGUUUUAUAGAGCACUAUGUGACACCCCGGGCGUGGAUCCCAAACUGAUCAGUGACGGUUGGGUGGACAAUCACUACCGAUGGGUGGUGUGGAAGCAGGCGUCCAUGGAAAGAUCCUUUCCAGAAACAAUGGGCAGCCUCUGUCUCACCCCGGAGCAGGUUCUCCUGCAGCUGAAGUACAGGUACGAUGUUGAGGUGGACCACAGCCGCCGGCCGGCUCUGAGGAGGAUCACGGAAAGGGACGACACAGCCGCCAAAACCCUGGUCCUGUGUGUCUGCGGGGUCGUCUCCAGAGGUCAGUCCCCCAACAAACGGAGUUUCGACGACCCAAGGACGCCACGAGGUGCCGACUCCCGGGUAGGCAAUCCGUCGGCAGUGGUCUGGCUGACAGACGGAUGGUAUGCCGUUAGAGCCCAGCUGGAUGAACCCCUGACCGCCAUGCUUCAUAGCGGCCGAGUCGCCGUCGGUGGCAAACUGAUCGUCCACGCGGCUCAGCUGGUGGGAUCUCAGGAAGCUUGCUCCCCUCUGGAGGCACCUGAAGCUCUCAUGUUAAAGAUCUGCGCCAAUAGCAGCAGACCUGUUCGAUGGGACGCGAAACUGGGGUUCCACAAGGAUCCGAGGCCCUUCCUGCUUCCGCUCUCUUGUUUGUACAGCAGUGGAGGACAAGUGGGAUGUGUGGACAUGAUCGUACUGAGAAGCUACCCCAUCCAGUGGAUGGAGAGGAAACCAGAAGGAGGCAUUGUCUUCCGAUCGGUUCGCGCCGAAGAGAAAGAGGCGAGACGAUUCAACGGCCUCAAGCAAAAAGCUAUGGAGAUCCUAUUUGCAAAGAUUCAAGAUGAAUUUGAAAAGGAGGACAAAGGUGAUGACAAACCUCAACGCAGGAGGCGGGCGAUCAGUCGUCAGGCUAUUGCAGGUCUUCAAUCUGGAGAGGAGCUGUGUGAAGCUGUGGGGGAAGACCCAGCUCACCUCGAGGCUCACCUGAGUGAGCAGCAGUUGGAGACCCUGAACACGUACAGGCGUUGUGUGAUGGAGAAGAAGCAGGCGCAGCUGCAGGAUCGUUUCCAACGAGCUCUUGAAAGUGCAGAGGCCAGCGACGGGAGCUGUCCCAAGCGAGAGGUCACGCCUGUGUGGCGACUCAGUGUCGCUGACUCCAGGGACCAACGCGGCAGUGUUUACCAGUUGAGCCUUUGGCGACCCUCCUCGGAUCUCCAGGCUUUACUGAAGGAAGGCCGUCGAUACAAAGUCUAUAAUCUCACCACUUCGGAUGGAAAGAAACACAACGGGAGCUCAAAUGUUCAGCUGACUGGGACAAAGAAAACUCAGUUUCAGGAACUUCAGGCUUCUCGAGAAUGGUCAGCAACCCGUUUUCAACCGAGGGUCUCAACCUGCUUUGUGGACCUUCAAAACCCAGAAUUCCAGUCGCUGUGUGGAGAAGUAGAUCUCACAGGAUUUGUGAUCCAAAUAGUGGAUGGACAGGGUUUCUCUCCUGCAUUUUAUCUGGCCGAUGGGGAACUCAACUUUGUCAAAGUCCGCUGUUUUAGCAGCUUUGUUCAGUCCGGCUUGGAGGAUUUGGUAAAACCACGUGUGCUGUUGUCUCUGAGCAACCUGCAGCUGAGAGGCCAGUCGGCAUCGCCCACUCCGGUUGUGUACGCCGGAGAUCUGACCAUCUUCUCAGCAAACCCCAAGGAAGGUCAUCUCCAGGAAUCACUCAGCCAAAACAGAAAACUACGUCAGAGUCAGGAAAACUUCUUUCUAAUUGCUGAAGAGACGCUUUCACAUUUAGUGCAAUCUGACGGGCGGAGGCCCCUCUCUUCUCCGGCCUUGCACACACGAACCCCAGCAUUUACAACGACCAUGAUACAAGACACAACAGCAAGUGGCGCUUCUCAGCAGCUUGUCAGAAGCCGCGGCUCCUUCACACCUUUAGGCAGGAAACCUCCCGCAGCAAACUGUUCGACAGAGAAAGACGCCGGCAGCGUGAAGAGGAGGAGAGCUUUGAACUAUCUGUCUCACAUACCGUCUCCGCCGCUCCUCAAUCUGGGCUCAGUGGCUUCCCCGUGUUUAAAUAAGACAUUCAACCCCCCUCGGCGGUCCGGGACACCAAGCACUUUAAAAACUGUACAGACUUCAGCUCAGAAAGCUGUCAAUUCACCGGUGGAGGAUGACUGGGUGAAAGACGAGGAACUGGCCAUGAUCGAUACUCAGGCAUUGCGGGUUGGUGAUUUACUGCAGGUACAUAAACUUCAACUUUUAAAGAACUGUACAAAUCAACAAAUGUAAAGGCUGCAUAUGGAAUAUAUUUUGUGGUUGUUGUUUUCCCACUGGACAAAUUAAAGAGGUAAAAUCCCUUCAGGUUGGUAAAAUCUUGUUGUUGCUUUAAACUGAUUUCAUGCUUUUCUUCUAGUCGACAAUAAAUUUCAUCAAAGUGAACCACAAUUUAGAUUUGCACUCCUGCAAUUGAUGUAUAUGAUCCCCUAUUGGUGCUCUGGGAACACAUAACAAAAGCCUGAUCAGGUAGUGAUACCUUUAGAGAAUGUAAGUUACUGAACUCUAAAACUUUAUGUAUUCUGAACAGCAAAGUGCAAUUUUGAACAAACUAAGAUUGUUACCUAUACUAUUGGAGGGGUAUUCAACUAAAAUGUAAAGCGGUCUGGUUAGAGAAGUUCUAGAAACAAAGGUCUGAAGAUCAUAAUGUGAUUAUUUAGUAUGAUUAAAUAGAGGGAUAGAGUUGUAUCCACACACGCUGUAUGUAAUCAAUACACGACUAACCAAUCAAAUGAAUUCUAUGGAAGUAAAUCUGUGUCAUCGGGGAUUGAAAUAAAAAGGUG
Pungitius pungitius (ninespine stickleback) is the source of this 9551-nucleotide messenger RNA. RefSeq names its product BRCA2 DNA repair associated (gene brca2). Bases 187 to 9003 code for a protein of 2938 amino acids. The transcript is spliced from 27 exons. The record is from RefSeq and is a predicted model, not a curated record. NCBI's taxonomy places the organism in Eukaryota, Metazoa, Chordata, Actinopteri, Perciformes, Gasterosteidae. Gene Ontology annotation, biological process: double-strand break repair via homologous recombination; regulation of DNA-templated transcription.